This is a messenger RNA of Pediculus humanus corporis (human body louse), 768 nucleotides long. Its product is annotated as RAB 3 and, putative. The record is from RefSeq and is a predicted model, not a curated record. Bases 1 to 768 code for a protein of 255 amino acids. Gene Ontology annotation, biological process: protein secretion; protein localization to plasma membrane; regulation of exocytosis. The transcript is spliced from 6 exons. Gene Ontology annotation, molecular function: GTP binding; GTPase activity. Gene Ontology annotation, cellular component: plasma membrane; synaptic vesicle; endosome. NCBI's taxonomy places the organism in Eukaryota, Metazoa, Arthropoda, Insecta, Psocodea, Pediculidae.
AUGCAGGCUAACAUAUCAAACGAUUCACCCAUACAAAAUGAGGGACUACGAAAUACCAGGAUAUUAUCCCUGGUAGAAAUACCUUUUGGUGAUUUAAAAAAGAUGGCUGGAGAACAGGAUCCAAAAUGGCAAAAGGAUGCAGCAGAUCAAAAUUUCGAUUACAUGUUUAAACUUUUGAUUAUUGGAAAUUCGUCGGUUGGAAAAACUUCAUUUUUAUUUAGGUAUGCAGACGAUAGUUUCACGUCAGCUUUUGUCAGUACAGUUGGAAUCGAUUUUAAAGUUAAAACUGUUUUUCGUCACGAUAAAAGAGUUAAAUUACAAAUUUGGGAUACUGCCGGACAAGAAAGGUACAGAACAAUCACAACAGCUUAUUAUAGAGGUGCCAUGGGUUUUAUACUUAUGUACGAUAUAACAAACGAAGAAUCAUUUAAUAGUGUCCAAGAUUGGGUAACCCAAAUAAAGACAUACUCAUGGGAUAACGCUCAAGUGAUUUUAGUAGGCAACAAAUGCGACAUGGAAGAUGAAAGAGUUAUAAGUUUCGAAAGAGGAAAACAAUUAUCCGAACAGCUUGGCAUUGAAUUUUUCGAAACUUCUGCCAAAGAAAACAUCAACGUAAAGGCCGUUUUUGAAAGGCUGGUCGAUAUUAUUUGUGACAAAAUGUCAGAAAGUCUCGAUUCUGAUCCGACAUUAAUGGCAGGAGGAGCUAAUAAAGGUACUAGAUUAACUGAAGCACCUCAGGGACCACACAACGGUAACUGUAACUGCUAA